AUGGCGGAACCGACCUUGAGCAAGGAACCAGAGGCAACGAUGACGAACCUCAACGCUCUGUUUCCUCAAACGGCUUUGAUGAAACUGCAGCAGAGUAUGGUGGAAGGGAAGGAAAAGGCGCCUCCCGCUGGACCGUCCAGCGGAAAGCAAAUCGCAGCAGCGAAGGAGACGGACGAUCUUUGGUCUCAAGCAGUCGCGGAUCAAUUGCAGCAGCCACAGCAGGAGAACAAGCAAGAUGGAGACGGCUGGUGCGUGGUGCCACCGAAGAAGGAGAAGAACAAGAAAAAUCCCAAGAAAGUGAGUUCAAGUUCGGCUGGUUCAUCGGGUGCAUCGGGUUCGGUCGAUCCGAAGUUUUUGCGUCCGCGAACUCCGCGUCCGACCGCUAUCAGUGAUGCGCAGCGGAACAGAGACAGAAGUCGAUCGGCACCGAAGAACGGCGACUCGAAGAAGCCGAAGAUCAUCGUGACGGCAGAGACGAACGAGGAAGCCAAGCAGCCGAGUAGUGGUGAGAUGGAUGUGGAUGGCGUCGACGAAAUGAAGCGGUUGUUUUUUCUGCUAUUUUCGUGGCGCGGCUUACGGAUAGAGGUGGAAGAAUCCUCCGACGGGGACGAGUUUCGUUCCGUAAAUGGAACAGGGAAGCGAAGGAAGACCAGCAACGGAGCCGUUGUCGGGGAUGGCCCAGAGGAGAAUUUUCUCAACAACAACAAGUUCAGCCCGCUGGCGGGGAACAACAACUACAACAAUAACAAUGGUAUCCCAGCCGGGAAAGGAAGCGUCCCACCGGUUCCAGUGGUUCCAGUGGCCAAGAAACCACCUCCUCUAGUGGUAAAGAAUACGAGCUACGCCAAGCUGAGGACUGUAAUGUCGCCGUGCACAACCAAACCAAGUUCCUCCGAGGAGCGUUUUGAGACCGCGCGGGCCCACUUGAUUGUGAACAAAGUGGAGUUCUACACCCACGAGAAACGAAGCGAGCGGCAACUCCGCGUCGUCGUCCGAGGACUUCCGUCGGCUUCACCUGAAUUGGUCAAGAAGAACCUCAAGGAAUCGCAAAACCUGGAUGCUGUGGAGGUGCACGCCAUCAAGAGAAAGGGAGAGUUCGCCUCAUCAGAGGAAACCCCGUACAUUGUUACGUUUCCCAAGGGGUACACCAGCCUCAAGUAG
Molecule: messenger RNA, 1161 nt
Organism: Culex quinquefasciatus (southern house mosquito)
Lineage: Eukaryota; Metazoa; Arthropoda; Insecta; Diptera; Culicidae
Exons: 2
Coding region: 1-1161 (386 amino acids)
Source: RefSeq, a predicted model, not a curated record